Messenger RNA from Rhipicephalus sanguineus (brown dog tick), 7627 nucleotides. RefSeq names its product homeobox protein PKNOX2. Gene Ontology annotation, molecular function: RNA polymerase II cis-regulatory region sequence-specific DNA binding; DNA-binding transcription factor activity, RNA polymerase II-specific. Gene Ontology annotation, biological process: regulation of transcription by RNA polymerase II. The record is from RefSeq and is a predicted model, not a curated record. NCBI's taxonomy places the organism in Eukaryota, Metazoa, Arthropoda, Arachnida, Ixodida, Ixodidae. The transcript has 11 exons. Bases 950 to 2395 code for a protein of 481 amino acids.
GAAAGCACGACAUGCGCGCUCCUAAAUACCGUUGUCACGAUCGCAAGGAGCGAAUAGGGAAGGCUCGCGAUGCUUGCGGACGUUACGCAAAUGCGCGGGUGCGCUGCGAAGCGUGCCACUUCUUGACGAAAGGAGGAGUUUGCGCGAGUAAAUUGACAGGUGCGGGUUCCCCGCCGCUCUGCCGCGCUGUUUCACCGCCACUGGCCCUUUAUUUUGACGGCGAGUGCGGAUAUUUCCCAUCGUGUGAGAAAGCUCUAACGGGACGCAAUGGUUGCGUCUUUAUUUACGCGAUUCGUGGAUGUUCAAGAGCGUGGUCGUAGUACUGCACGUACACCUCUGUGCAGUAUCCACGCCGGCGGGCGAACUCGCAACAAUUUGGGCUUUGAACGCGAUAAAGCAGGCAAGUGCGAUAAAGCAUGCGUUUCAUGGCACGGUGUCUGCACGAGCAACUUUUCCGCCGUUACGGCGCGGCCGGAUGUCGCAAACGCGACGCCUUGGUACGGACAGGUUGCUUAUUUAAAACAGGAUUUCACAGGAAACCUGUUUCAAGAUUCUAAUCAGUUUUAAGCGGCCUCGCGAUGCGUGCAGCGUGGAGUUUUUCCUGAAACAUUUGUUUCAAGGAUCGCGAGGACAGUUGAUUUACGGUUCUCGAAGCUAUUGUUGUCGACGGUAGCAGCGUCCAAGGCCGUCUUCUGAACGGCGUUAUUCAUCGGGUGCGACGUGUGGGCGAGAUCGGCGCCUCAUCUUCUCAUGUAUCUGGCCUGUUUUCAUUUCCUGUAGAGAACUACGCGCGGUGGCCAGCGACGCGUUCACCUGCGAAGCGAAUGGAUCAUCGACUCGUUCAGUGAUGUUUGCAACCGCAAAUGCGUCGACGUCGGAAGAGUGAUACAACGCGCAUCGCCUCUUUCUGUUGGCUGCUAAGGAGGCCAAGGUCAGCUGCCGUGGCGUGAUGCAGGAGGCAUCGAGUCGAGGGGACACGGCGGUCAGCAUGCCCAGUCUGCAGCAACCACUUGGCGGCAGCGGCCAUUGCUCGGAUCGGGACUCGGUGCCAUCGAGGGAAUCCUCACCAGUCCCUGCCGCGCCCACGUCACCUUCGCCAUCUCCCCUCACGCCUACCGACACCCAGACACAAGCCCAACUUGAAGCUGACAAGAGGGCCGUUUACAAGCACCCCCUGUUCCCUCUACUGGCCCUCCUCUUUGAGAAGUGUGAGCGAGCCACUCAAAGUGCCGAGGCCCCCUGUUCUGAAAGCUUCAGCUCGGACAUCCAGGCGUUCGUGCAGCACCAAGAACAGGACCGCAAGCCUUUCUUCAGCGACGAUCCUGAAGUGGAUGGCCUGAUGGUGAAGGCAAUCCAGGUGCUACGCAUCCACCUGCUGGAGUUGGAGAAGGUGCAGGAGCUGUGCAAGGAUUUUUGCAACCGCUACAUUGCGUGCCUCAAGAGCAAGAUGCAGAGUGAGAACCUGCUCCGAUCCGCCGACUUUCCAGGCUCGGGGUCCCAGUGCGAAGGCGGCGGCAGCAUGAGCGACACGGCUUCCUCGUCUUCGUGCUCUUCGCCCCCACCACCAGUGGCCAGCAACCCAUCUCCCCCUCCCGCCCACUCUCUUGUCACUGCCACUCAGGGCAACUGCCUCUCGUCUUCUGCUCUGAGCUCUGGUCAGGUGGUCUCGGGGGGAACAGUGUUCCAAGUUGUGCAGACCACGGCUGGGUUCGUGGCACAACCCAUUCAGAUCCAAACAAGUGCAACUCUGCCUGUGAUAGCGUCAAUCCAUGGUGGGACACCAUUGUCUCAGAUUGGUGCAAACCUCUCCUCCUCUAACCAAGACCAUCGAGUCUCUAACCUCGGUCCAAGGGCUCUCUCAUUAAGCGGCGAUGACGAAGACGAGGACAUCUUGGGCUCCAAGAAGAAACAGAAGCGUGGAGUUCUGCCGAAGCAGGCGACAAGCAUCAUGCGCUCCUGGCUGUUCCAGCACAUUGUGCACCCCUAUCCCACUGAAGAUGAAAAGAGGCAGAUAGCAGCUCAGACUAACCUGACCCUUCUUCAAGUCAACAACUGGUUCAUCAAUGCCCGUCGGAGGAUUCUGCAACCGAUGCUGGAUGCCAGCAACCCUGAGAACAGCCAGCAGAAAGCCAAGAAGGCCAAAGUGCAGACGGUACGACCUGUCGAGCGCUUUUGGCCUGACGCCAUCGCAGCCCUGCAGCCUCGACCAUCAAGUCACAAUGGCAUGGCCUCAGUGUCUUCUCCGAGUGCCCACGGCAAGCCUUCCACCAGUGGUACAAGCCUCUGCUCUGAAGCAUCUGAUGACAGUGCCUGCGGAGGAGACACCGGCCACUCGGCAGCGGAAGACGAAAGCAGGGACCAUGGCACCGGCGGUGGCAGCAGUGGCAAGGCCUAGCAUCAAACAGCUCUGCCUUUUAAUUAACGAGCCAUGGCCAGUGCAAAUCAAUGGCAACAGCGCUGGUCCCUUAACAACAUCUCAUCUAGGAACCUGAUCUUCUUAUAGUUCAUCCCCGCUACGUCUUGUAUGCAUUUGAGUAGUCUGUACUUCUUUUCUUUCCAUUUGAGUUCUCGCUGCAGUCCUCUAUAGACUAGCUCCCAUCAUUUUGCAUCGGGUGGCAUUGCACUACUGAUUUCACUCGACGCAAGGAGUGGGCUUCUGUUCAGUCGUGGCGUGGCUCACUUUGUAACGCUUGCCGCUUUUGAGAUUGCCUUAGAGGUGCCUCUUGGUGAGUGAACUGCUUCUUCCUCCACGUGAAUGAGUGAUCCCCAAAGGGAGGGUCAGUUCUCUGCACAGCUUUCUUUUCCCUGUCGGCGUCAUUCGGGGGCAAGCUUUAGUUUUGUGCCAUAUUGUAAAGGCAUUUGUAAUGUGCUUAGCUGCCAGGUGCUCCCUUAUGCAGAUCUGCAGUGCAGAACUUGAAAGUCAUUUACAGAUAAAUGUCUGCCAUUCUUAUACCAGCAGGCAUGAAUGCUGGUUGACAACAUGUCAUCAUCAUAAUAAAAUAAAAGCAAACAUCUGUACAGGCAGACUCCAGCCAUGCUGAAAGCGUGUCCAGUGCUGCACAAUGGUAAUAUAGUACUCAGUAAACAGAAAUCUCUUUAGUGGAAUUGCCGCUUAAAUGGAAGAACUGCCUCUGAUAUGAUUGGUUUCGUACUUGAAUGCUGCAACCCAGUUCAUCUCCCAGUAAAUGGAACACCUCUUAAGGGGGACGAGGGUCUUAAAAUAGCAAAAAAUCGUAAAAAUUGUCAACUUUUAGAAAUCGCUAUUUCAGGUAUUUGUAGUCCAAAUUAUGCUCCGGAAAAAUACUAUGUUAUGGCAAAAAGGCCUUUCUUUUUCUUACAUGCUCAAAAAAUUAAAUUUAAAAUGUUUUUAAAUCUUGAAACGCAAUUUUCUCAGCUUUGUUAUUUUUGUGAAGUGAAUCUGCCUUACGGAAGUUUUGAGGAGGUUUCUAUGAACAUGUUUAAACAAACUUGGUAUCAUUUUUUUCAGCAGCACCUGAACUACAGGCUAAAGCUUUUCUUUUUUUCUGAACGUUGAUGCAAUUGUAAUUAUUUGAUAAGUACCAGCUAAUUACUGGAAGCUAACUUUUACCUUCCAAGUUUGAAAAUUAUUUCUGAUCGAAGAAACAGCUGUUUUGACAUCUAAUUUGCUUUAGCCUGUGAGGUGGACCUUUUAGAAGAACCAUGUAGUCCUGAAAAGUAACUUUUUGUAUUCUAAGUUACCAUAACAAACCGUAAGGAAUUACCUAAUUACAAUGAGGAAAUUUGUCAUAACUUCCUUUCUAAAUGAAAUAUUUGAAAUAUGUUUGCAGAUUUGAAAUCUCCAUUCAAUUAUACACAUGCACGCCAGUUUUCAUUAAGAUAGGACAAUAAAUAAAAAAAGUUUUUUCGAGACCCUCAUCCCCCCUUAAACAGAACAUAUUUUCUUGGUCUUUUCAGGUUGUGUCUACUGUAGUCUAGUUUUCCAUGCUUUUACUUAGUUAAAAUAAUGUAAUGCACAAACAGCCAGCCACUUUGCUGAACAUUAAGGCUAAUAGCUGGAGUGGAAGAACAUUAAAACAGGCAUUGUUGCACCUUAUAUAGUAAUGGGAAUGCAAUUGCAGACUUAUUCUUUGAACCUGAAUGGAUGCCAUGAGACUGUCUCAAAACCACUUCUUGUCAGUCAGUGGCAGACAAUGUGCACACAUAACCAGCAGCUUGUUCUCUUUGCGUGAUGGGGAUGACAGCCCGCAUGGUUUCUGUUAUAUAUAUAUUCUGGUCAGCACUGAUGCAUAAAAUUUCUCUAGAUGCUUUUUGGUGUCACUUCAAUCACAGUUGUGCCACUGCACACAAAAGAGCAUGCGGAAACAUAAGUUGCCUUAAUUAAGGAGACAAAUGCUGCCAGUUUUAUCAGCUAUUGAGACACUGAUAUUGAUAAUGCAUGGCAUCGCGGUGCUUGCCUGUCGUUGUUUCCCUGGAAUUGUGGCAGAAUCGUGAUCAGGCGUUGCUGAAAAUCAUGGCCAUUCAAGUUACAAACUGCAUAACACAGCGAACCAGCUUCUCUGGUUACUUUCAACAACCCAAAUUUCCUUGGAUCCCGUUUUUUUAUAUGUUUCGUUAACUUGAAAACCCACUUAAUUAGAAGGUUUUUGCUGAUCCAGUGACUUCGAAUUCAUGAGGUCUUUGCUUGUACUUUUAUUUUUACACAACAAAUAUUUACUAGUCAUGAAUUGCACUAAACAGUUUAACUGUUUCAUUUGUCUCACUUAGGCAGACGAUUCCAGGCAGGCGUACAAAAGGUUUGAUCUGAGUUACUCGUUUAAUGUGUUUUUUAUGAUAGCAGGCAUUUGGCUUUUUGCAGCUUUUGCGGUACUAUAUAUUGGCUUCUAAAUCUUCCAUAGCUAAAAAUAUUUUGUGCUUCUUGUGACAUGACAAAAUGCAGUCAUUCAUUCUCCUUAAGCAUUGCUCAACAUAGGCACACAUGCAAAAAAAAGGGCAUUUUGUUCAUUGCAGCCUCAUGUACUCAUAUGAAAUUGGAACAUAGCAAAUAAAAGGCCUCUGCUGAGUCUUUUCUUUUUAGUGUGGCCAUCCCGACAAACGCAGUCUUUUUGUGUGUAUGUAAAAAAUGUUUUCCAUUGAAACUAUGGCUUGAAGAGUCUUCCUUUAGAAGUGCAUUCUUUCAAAUUCAUUACAACGUGAUCUUGAUGUCAAUCAUUUCUCAAAGUGUGCAACAGCCGAGUGGUGGAGGUUUCGCAGAUGUCGUUCUUGAGGCUCAACUUUGGCCUAUUAGCGUGGGGAAGUAUGCGCAAGCACCCCCCUGUUGCUAAUAAAUCGCCACAGUUUAAGCAUAGUGCCUGAAAUAUGUAGCAGCUGAGCUAUGAUGCCUAUCAACACACCGAGCGUUGCAUAGAACAUUGAUACUUUUUACUUCACUUCCUUUGUUUCUUUGUCGCCAUAACCCUUGUACGUGAAGCUUCUUGGCGCUGCUCAUAUCGUUAAAAAUGUGAGAUUUUGUGAGACAUGGCAGUUAUGUCAGUGGGUGGCGUUCUGUUGGCGUUAUUAUGCAUGCCAUGUCUUCCAUUCAUGACCCCCCCCCCCCACCCCCCGCCUCCUGCCCCAUUUUUAUUGUGCAUAGAUUGUGUAAUAUAUACAACAUCUUCGGCAUUUCGCUCUGGCAGCACCGACAGGGACUUUGGUGUACAACACUGCACUACCAUAUUUCUGCUGUGUGUAACGUUUCCAUUUUGUACAGUCACCGUUCUUUUGGCACCCUCACAAUGUGUUUUGUGUUGGGAGCAUGUUUAAACCAAGGGUUCCACGAUGAACCUGAUAAUAAUUGCUCAAGGCUUCCCGGUUGAAGUGUUCUUUUCAAGCGCACAUGUGUUUUAAGUAUCUGCACAGUUUUGGUUUUGAUUGUAGUUAUAUAUCUACAUGUCAUGGUGGUGUCCUUUUUAAUAGUGGAGCUUUGUUAAGUUUUUUCUUUUGAUGGUGUGUCACUUGUGUCAGUCAUUUAGAAGUCACGUUAGACCUUUCUUUGUUGCAUUCUCUCUUUUUUUUGUGUGUGUGCAGAUAAGAAGCAGGCUGCACAGUGCUCAACAAUGUGCAAGUGGAUUUUGUAUCAUGACAGUGCACAAUGUGAUCUGUGUCUUUCCACACUGUGUGAUGUUUUUUAAUUUAUGUUUUUUAUGUGUGUGUUUUGUUUUUUUGCUGAUGUCUUGAGGCAGUAGGGAAACAUUUGUUUUCAAUCCAGUACGCAUUUUUUUCACAGUUGUUACUGUUUCGUUAUUUGUCCCUUUAGUGCCAGGAGCAUCAAACUGUGGCAAAAAGGGAGAGAUGAAGAAAAACAAACUUGAUGCCAAGUUGCGCAAUACAGAGCAAGCAUCCGAAGCAGUUGUACAUUGCUGUGUUAUUUCGAGUUGUACAAAGCACGCGAUAAAAGUGCACGGCAAUUUUCCUCGAUCAGCCUUUUGGUAAUAGCCACAGCGAGACGCAGUUCUGACCGCGUUAGGUGCCAGGAUAGCCCCAUGCGAAGCUUGGAGAUAGCCAUCCAUGGUUAUGUGUCUCCCAGUUGUUAUAAGUGCAUAGUGAUUCCUGUACAGGUUUUAUGGUACGAAUUUUGUAAAUCCCGCUCGAAUGCAAUACCUAGACAUUCAGAAAAAAACCGAGUGUGCAGCAAACCAGGAUGGUGUUGCCAUUCUCUUAUGCAAUCUCUUCGUAAUCACGUGGCCAUGUGCCUCGUGUGCUGCUGUUUCAAUCACAAAGAGUUCGAGUUGAAAGACAGUGAGGCUUCUCUGAAAUGGAAGCCACUGCAACUAGGCGGGCAGAGAGAGACACAACAGCUCUAAUUCCAUGAAAGAUUGUUCUGGGUUUUGGAUGACAAGCGCUUUUGGCCAUAGCAUUUCAUGUUCGAUUCCUGGUUUAUUGGUUUGCGAACAUGUGCUUUGUGAAGCAAACUAGAAGAAAACGACGUGUUCUCUGUUGUGUUCAAAGCUUGUGCACAUCUCUGUGGUGGUGUGGCAUAUUUGUUUUAAAGCAUGUGUUGAUACACUAGUGUAUUUUAGACAUUUUAUCACGCUGUAUGCUGUGAAUUUACUCACAGUUAACAAACCUUUCUUGAUACAGUGUAUGCUCAAGGCAGUAAUGGUUAUAAACAUAGACAAGUGAUCGACAAGGUGUGGGGCUGCUGUGUCUCCUGGACCUAAUUGCCAAGCUUGCAGUUACUGUUUCUAUUCUGUGGCAAGCUGUCGCUUCUUUACUUAGUUGCCAAUGUAUUUUUGAUGUUCUACAUUUUGUGACCGAAUUAUCAGAUAUUUAUCUUUCAACCGUUCAUUUAUGCCGCAUUGGCAAGUUUAUACUGGUUACUUCGAGGUAGAUGUGUUGUGUGUGCAAAUGUUCCAUGUUUUUGUUGUUCAUAGUAGGCACUCUUAUACCUUGCGCUGUUAUUGUCAACAUUUCUUCAGGGUCUCUUCUAGUGCAUCUAUUUUCUUUGAUGCCAUCUCUUCAGUUUUUCUUUUUUCUUUAUGCCACAUUUUAUAAAGGGUCUGCCAAAUAGCAAACUAUACGAUAUAGCCUAGCAGUGUCGGGAGAUUACCAGCAGCAAGUUGUAGGUUUCUAUUUAAUAUAGAUGAUAAUAAAAGACAUUAUUAAUAUA